AUGGCCUCAGAAGCUCCCUGGAAGGCCAUCGCUCGCCGCAAGCAAGCCGAACGCCAAUCGCGAAUUCCAUCUGCCUGGGUCCUAAAAUCAUGUCCCUCUUCUGAAACACUCGAUGUACGCUCUGUUCCUCGCACCUGCGGUAUCCUAACCCAGAGCGAGGUAUCGAUAACCGAGAAGUACGAUGCUACAGCUCUCGCUGACGCCAUUCGUGCUCGAUCCCUUACUGCCGAACAAGUCACAGUCGCUUUCUGCAAACGCGCUGCUAUUGCUCAGCAACUAUGUAACUGCUUGACGGAGAUAUUCUUCGAAGAUGCCAUUGAGCGUGCGAGGUUCCUCGAUAACGAAUAUGCGAGGACGGGGAAAACAUUAGGACCAUUGCACGGGGUGCCGAUCUCGUUGAAGGAUACGUUCAAAGUCAGGGGAUAUGAUGCUAGUAUCGGAAUUGCAAGCCUGGUAGGGAAACCUGCGAAGGACAACUCCUUGCUAGUGGAUAUUCUGUUAGAAAUCGGUGCAGUAUUAUAUUGCAAGACGAAUGUGCCACAGGCACUGUCUGCUGUCGAUUCUGACAAUAAUGUGUUUGGCCGGGUGCUGAAUCCAAGGGAUCGACGGCUCACGGCUGGUGGAAGUUCAGGAGGCGAGGGCGCCUUGGUUGCGAUUCGAGGCAGUGUCCUCGGCGUUGGGACAGACAUUGGAGGCAGUAUCAGGAUACCUGCCAUGUGUAAUGGCUUGUAUGGAAUCAAGCCCAGUGAUCAAAGAGUCCCAUUCGUUGGGCAAGAAGAUGGUUCUAGAGAGGGCUUCAGCAAGCUCGGAUUGAAGGCAAGUGCUGGCCCGAUUGCCGUGAGUAUGAGGGAUUGCGAGCUGUUCUUACAAGCAGUGUCGGAUGCAAGGCCUUGGGAACGAGAUCCGGCUUUGGCGUAUGGGUUAUGGAGCGAACAAGGUUCAAUGCAGAAACAACCGAUCUUUGGUGUCCUCAGGACUGAUGAUUUGAGUACCCCUCUCCCUCCAGUCAGUAAAGUCUUGGAUGAGACAGCCCAGCAGCUCCGAAAAGCCGGUGUUGAAGUUGUGGAGAUUGAUGCACCGGCAUUCCAGAAGUGCCAGUCUCUCGCGAACAAGUUCUUCGGUAUCGACGGAGCAAAUACGAUGCUCGAUCUCCUUGAGGCAAAUCAAGAGCCGCUCACAAAUUGGCUUAGCACUCGCAUGCGCCGAGGCAAGCAAGCGUCCAUGGACAAGCUUAUCGAGAUUCAUGCCCAGAAAAUCAAGUUGGAGACUGAAAUGUUGAAGAUCUGGAAGGAUCCCACGACUGGCAGACAGAUUGAUGCUAUUAUCUGUCCUGUGGCUCCCCACCCUGUACCCCCGAUAGACCGAUGGAACAGUAUCAGUUAUACGAGCAGUUUUGUUCUAUUGGACUAUCCUGCCGGCACUCUACCUGUGCGAGAUUUCGACGAGGCGGACUUGAAAGGGGAGCUAGCUGAUGCCAAACCCCUCAAUAGCUAUGACAAAGUCAACAGGGAGCUAUGGGAUAAGCAAACUAUCGAUCGAACAUUAUAUCUCAACACGACGCAUUCUGUCCAGAUUGUUGCUCCGAGGCUACAGGAAAGGCGGCUAUACCAUGCCAUGUCUUAUAUAGACAGGGUUCUGCAGACCAGUGGAGCUUCUCGAGCUAAUUUGUAG
Molecule: messenger RNA, 1671 nt
Organism: Drepanopeziza brunnea f. sp. 'multigermtubi' MB_m1
Lineage: Eukaryota; Fungi; Ascomycota; Leotiomycetes; Helotiales; Drepanopezizaceae
Source: RefSeq, a predicted model, not a curated record